Messenger RNA from Aspergillus homomorphus CBS 101889, 648 nucleotides. RefSeq names its product Bromodomain associated domain protein. Gene Ontology annotation, molecular function: protein heterodimerization activity. The transcript has a single exon. The record is from RefSeq and is a predicted model, not a curated record. Lineage: Eukaryota; Fungi; Ascomycota; Eurotiomycetes; Eurotiales; Aspergillaceae. The coding region runs from base 1 to 648 and encodes 215 amino acids.
AUGUCUGGCUCCAAUCUACAUAACGCUCUUCUCCGCCCUCCGAUCAUCCAGAUCCUGCGCGCUGCAGGCUUUCACUCGACGCGUCCAUCGGUCCUCGACACUCUCGCCGACCUCACUGCUCGCUACAUCAUGCUCCUCGCCUCAUCCACAAGCGCCCACGCAGCCAACGCCCAUUCAGCCGACCCCACCCCGGUUCUCGAAGAUAUCUACCAGGCCUUACAAGACGCAGGAGCUUUGCGGCCGCAGCUACGGGAAUGGGAAGAAGAAUGGCAAGGGGAAGAGGAUAUGCGAGGUUUAGAAGGAUUUCUGUCGUGGUUCACUGGCCCAGCCAACCGUGAGAUCAGACGAAUCGCCGGUUUCGUGCCCAGCGAAGGCGACAUGGUGGACCCGGACUCCCUCGAGAAAGAGGACUUUUUGACGGCUUUGAAGAAAAAACACAGUAAGACGGGUGAAGAAUCGCGAUACGCGGGCACCGUGCUGGGAAAGAACGCCGAGGAACACCCGAUUGUGAUCGAAGGUGGUGCGCCGACCCUUCAGGAUUGGGGUUUGCAGAUGCGAUCCCGUGCACCAUACAUGGGUGACAGCGACUCGUCUGUCGUGAGCAGCGCGCCGAGUAAUCUGUCUGAUGGUGAGGGUAUGGACGUGUGA